UCUAUAUACGCAACGCGUCUGAAAGCUUGCGAAAUCUCUCUCUUUCCGUGUCGCUCUCGCUUUUGAUUCCGCCGCUCGACGACGCUGUUUCGACGAACCUAGGGAUCGGAUAAACCUCGUCGGUCCGGAUAGAUCCGAAUAGCCUGAUCCGAUCCAGCUUGAUCUCUGUCAAACUAUAGAAGGCUGUUGAGAUGGCAUCAUCAACAGCUUCCACAGGAUGGUACAGAGGGAGAGUGAAGGCUGUGCCUUCAGGGGACUCCUUGGUCGUCAUGGCCCUCACAGCCAACAAGGCCGGACCCCCACCGGAAAGAACCAUCACUCUGUCAUCGCUUAUGGCUCCAAAACUGGCUCGUAGAGAUGGCCAGGAUGAGCCAUUUGCAUGGGGCAGCAGGGAGUUUCUGAGGAAACUCUGCAUAGGAAAGGAGGUGGCUUUCAGAGUGGACUAUGUUGUACAACAGAUAGGGCGGGAAUUCGGCUCAGUUUUCCUUGGUGACAAGAAUCUUGCGAUGCUGGUUGUUGCUGAAGGCUGGGCAAAGGUCAAGGAGGGUAAGCAAGGUCCACAGAAAGCAGAAGCGAGUCCUUACAUUGCAGAGCUGCUACGUCUCCAAGAGCAAGCUAGGACCGAGGGCCUUGGUCUUCAUAGCAAGGUUCCUGGUGCUGGUGAAGCAUCCAAAAGGAAUCUACCUCCCUCUGCUAUCGGGAAUGCUGGCAACUUAGAUGCCGUGAGUCUGUUGGCUGAAAAUAAGGGCAGGCCAAUGGAAUGUAUUGUUGAGCAGGUUCGGGAUGGAAGCACAGUUAGGGCCUACUUGCUUCCGGAUUUUCAGUUUGUCCAAGUAUUCGUUGCAGGAAUUCAGGCCCCAUCGGUGGGAAGGAGACCUAUAACAUCAGACAUAGUUGCUGAACCAGAAACAACAUCCAAUAAAACAAAUGGGGAUGUUUCUUCUGAACCUCGAGCCCCUCUAACUUCUGCUCAAAGGAUUCUAGCUUCAACAGCAUCGUCUGUUGAAGUUGCCGCAGAUCCAUUUGCAUUGGAAGCUAAACAUUUUACAGAAAUUCGUGUGUUGCAUAGAGAUGUCCGCAUCGUUCUGGAAGGCAAUGACAAGUUCAGUAAUUUGAUUGGGUCAGUAUAUUACCCUGAUGGGGACUCGGCGAAAGACUUGGCCCUGGAGCUUGUUGAAAAUGGUUAUGCAAAAUACGUUGAAUGGAGUGCAAGCACGCUGGAAGACGAUGUGAAGCGGCGGCUGAAGACUGCAGAGCUUCAAGCAAAGAAAAACAAGUUGAGGAUUUGGACAAACUACACAGCCCCACCUACAAAUUCAAAAGCAAUUCAUAACCAGAAUUUCACAGGAAAGGUUGUGGAGGUUGUAAGUGGGGACUGUGUGAUUGUCGCUGAUGAUUCUGUUCCAUUUGGCAGUCCACUGGCGGAGAGGCGAGUUAAUCUUUCAAGUAUUAGGUGUCCGAAAAUGGGCAAUCCUCGUAGAGAAGAAAAGCCAGCUCCAUAUGCUCGUGAAGCCAAAGAGUUCCUGAGAACACGCCUCAUUGGACGUCAAGUAAAUGUUCAAAUGGAGUAUUCAAGGAAGGUCAGCCCCGGAGAGGGAGCUGCAGCUACUUCUGGACCUGCCGAUUCCAGGGUAAUGGAUUUUGGAACAGUUUUGCUUGCAUCUCCUACCAAGGCUGAGGGUGAUGACACCCCAGCACCUGCUUCUUCUGCGACUGCCAGCCAGCAGGCUGGUGUGAAUGUUGCUGAGAUGGUGGUUUCACGUGGCUUUGGCACUGUUAUUAAACAUCGAGAUUUUGAGGAGAGAUCAAACUAUUAUGAUGCCCUCAUGUCAGCAGAAGCACGUGCUACUGCUGGAAAGAAAGGAUUACAUUCUGCCAAGGAAUCUCCAGUCAUGCACAUUACAGACUUGACAGUGGCAUCAGCAAAGAAAGCCAGGGACUUCUUUCCAUUCUUACAGAAAAGGAGGAAAAUUCCUGCCGUUGUGGAAUAUGUCCUCAGUGGGCAUCGUUUUAAAUUACUGAUUCCCAAGGAAACAUGCAGCAUUGCCUUCGCAUUCUCUGGUGUCAGAUGUCCUGGGCGUGAGGAGCCAUAUUCAGAAGAAGCAAUUGCGCUCAUGAGACGAAGAAUUAUGCAGAGAGAUGUUGAGAUUGAAGUCGAGACUGUUGAUAGAACUGGGACCUUCUUGGGAUCUUUAUGGGAGUCAAAGACCAAUGUGGCGGUUGCCCUCGUUGAAGCUGGCCUUGCAAAAUAUCAGAAUUCCUUUGGCGGUGAAAUCCCUGAUGGGCACCUUCUUGAAAAAGCUGAGGAAUCUGCAAAAAGGCAGAAACUGAAAAUUUGGGAGAACUACGUUGAAGGAGAGGAGGUUCCCAAUGGUUCAGCUGUCGACAACACCAAACAGAAAGAAGUGCUAAAGGUAGCGGUGACAGAGGUUUUGGGAAGUGGUAAAUUUUAUGUUCAGACAAUUGGGGAUCAGAAAAUUGCCUCCAUUCAGCAACAGCUUGCAUCUUUGAACCUUCAAGAAGCUCCCGUAAUUGGGGCUUAUAAUCCUAAGAAGGGUGACAUUGUCCUUGCUCAGUUUAGUGCAGAUAAUUCUUGGAACAGAGCAAUGAUUGUCAAUGCACCUCGAGGAGCUGUGGAAUCCCCUAAAGACAAGUUUGAAGUGUUCUAUAUAGAUUAUGGUAAUCAAGAAUUUGUCCCUUACAGCCAGAUACGGCCUCUUGACCCAUCAGUUUCCUCUGCACCUGGUCUUGCUCAAUUAUGCAGCCUUGCAUACGUUAAAGUCCCGGCCUUGGAGGAGGACUUUGGUCAAGAAGCAGCAGAGUAUCUAAGUGAGCACACAUUAAACAGUGCCAAUGAAUUUCGGGCCAUGAUUGAGGAAAGGGAUCUUUCAGGGGGAAAAGUUAAGGGCCAGGGAACUGGACCAGUGCUUGUUGUGACUCUUGUUGCUGUGGAUGCUGAGAUCAGCGUGAACACCGCCAUGCUUCAGGAAGGACUUGCAAGGCUAGAGAAAAUGAAGAAACGUGAAACCAAGGAGAGGAAGACGGCAAUUGAGAACUUGGAAAAGUUCCAGGAAGAAGCGAGGACCGAUAGGCGGGGCAUGUGGCGCUACGGAGACAUCCAGUCCGACGAUGAGGACGCUCCUUCCGUUAGGAAAGCCACAGCUGCUGGCAAGCGAUGAAUAUACAGUAAUACUGACGGAAGCUAAGUUACAAAAACAAGUAUGGCGGAAGAUGAGUUUAAGUUAUAGGCAUAUAUCAUAUGCUGUUUAGAGAAAGAAGAAAAAAGGAACCUUGUGUUGCAGUUAAGUUUUGUUUUCGGUCUUCGGAUUGUCUGUUUUUUUCAGAUGAGAGCGAACAUUUUUUUUUUUUUAACAAAAUUCGAAUAAGGUAAACGUUUAAUUAGACAAUUUUGUCUGUCGAUCAGAAAGCUUAACAUUUAAUUAGUGUUUUUCAUUUAUUUAUA
Molecule: messenger RNA, 3463 nt
Organism: Pyrus x bretschneideri (Chinese white pear)
Lineage: Eukaryota; Viridiplantae; Streptophyta; Magnoliopsida; Rosales; Rosaceae
Product: ribonuclease TUDOR 2
Biological process (GO): regulatory ncRNA-mediated gene silencing; mRNA catabolic process
Cellular component (GO): RISC complex; cytosol; nucleus
Molecular function (GO): nuclease activity; RNA binding
Source: RefSeq, a predicted model, not a curated record